AUUUCGAUGACUUGCGCAGAGCUGUUGCUAGCAACAACAACUAACACAUCCGGUAGAGAGGAUUUUUGACUUGCUCGAGUAAACGCCAAACAGCAAGCAUGCCUUCCAAUCCCGAUGAACCCUACUACUGCUCACAACAAAUUAAUAUCCCUCCAUCUCUACCUGAUAUUCUCAAGCAGUUCACCAAGGCAGCCAUUCGCACACAGCCCAAGGAUGUCCUUGCUUGGUCAGCAGCUUAUUUCAGGGCCAUGUCUAAAGGAGAAACUCCUCCUGUAAAAGAACGCCUUGAAAUGCCAGUGGCCACACAAAAGACAGAUACUGGUUUGACGCCGGGUCUUCUCAGAGUUUUGAACAAACAGCUGGGACCCAAGAAGACAGUCCCUCUGAGUGUGGUGGAAGAAAAAUGGCAAGAUGUAGCACUCCCUAAGGAACAGUUCGAUGAGAUUGUUAGAAUCGGUAGCUUUGGUGGCGAUGUGGAAUGGAACAAAUUCUUCACACUUGCUUGUUCAGCAUUAGGGGAGAACUUGACAGAUGCAAUGAAGCUUGUGUGUGAGAUCCUCACAGCAGAUCCUGAGGGUGGCCCUGCCCGGAUACCUUUCCCCCUAUUUAAAGAGUUAUACACAUACCUUGCACAGAUAGAUGGCGACAUUUCACAGGGUCACAUAGAUGAUGCUCUCUCCAACCUCAAAUACGAUGUGGAAAAGCAAGAUGGAUACAUCCAGCCUAGAAAUUUCCUUAGCCCAGAAGGACCAAAGUUAUCAAUGCCAACCUCAUCCUAGGGUUAAAACUUUUGUAUAACUCUCUGAACGUAUCAAAUCACUACCUGGAACAUCAUUCUACAUUAAAAUCUGCCACAUAUACAUUGAUAGAGGACCGCUACAGCAACAUUAUCAUUGUACCGAACUGAAACCAGUCAAACCAAAAUGUGGCUGUGCAUGAAACCUACAGUGCUGAAUAGUUAAUGUGCUUGUUGUUUCUGUUCCCUUAAAUCCUGCUGAAUUUUUCAUUAGACUGAAAGAACUUUAUAUGUAUAAUCUAAUGAGAGCAGAACAAUGCUUGUUAGUGAAAUUAUUGUUCAUAAUGCAAAACUAAAUUUAAUAUUUUGAUAAAACAACUUGUCAUUAUCUGAAGUCUGCAAAUGAUAAUUUUGUUUUAUUAUUUAUUAUCAUUUAUGUAUAUAUUCCUUUAGGUAAAAGAAAUAAUUUUGUUUUUGUUACUAUAAUGAUUAGUUACAUCCUUAAGGAAAAGGACAAUAUUUUCAGAUAAUACAAAUAUUUUUCUUGAUUAUCUUUCAAUUAUUCCAGUGAUAUGUAAUUUUAUUUUUACACUCCUCAAGAUUGGAAGCAUUUAAAAUUUUCAAUCAAGUUCUUGAAAAAAUAAAUGUUUAACCUUCUCACAAUAUAGAAGUUGUUUAAGAAGCUCCCAUACACUUAAGAGUUUAUCCUAUAUCCCAGUCAUAACUAUUUCAUCAAUACUGUUGAGUAUACAUAUUGUAUUUUAGAGUAUAUAAUAGUUGAAUGCCUUAAAUGACUUAACUUAUAUUUCAAAUUAUAUUUCAGAAUUUCUGUCUCACUGCUGAAAAAGUUCAGGUUCUCAGAUUAAACUGUUCUAAAUAUUCCUUUUUUUAUCAGAUAUUUAUAUUAUAGAAAUCGAAAGCUGAUAGAAAGGAUUUAAUAUAUUUUCAUGCAAUAAUUAUUCUUAAACUCAAGGUUUUCACUUGUUCUGUACAUGUCUGUAUUAAAUUUAUGAUGAUGUAAUUAAACCUUCUAAUGAGAUCA
Molecule: messenger RNA, 1778 nt
Organism: Pecten maximus
Lineage: Eukaryota; Metazoa; Mollusca; Bivalvia; Pectinida; Pectinidae
Product: ropporin-1-like protein
Exons: 6
Coding region: 99-779 (226 amino acids)
Source: RefSeq, a predicted model, not a curated record